AUGUCAGCGCCCAUGUAGCACCCAGCCAGGAGACGUUCACCCCCAAAACCAGACAGACAGACGAGAAGUACAUGUAGCAAGGGUCCAUGGCUUGUAGGAUUUUUAGCACAGGCAAAUAUAGGUUGUGGAAAAACUAAGUUUGUGUGAUUAUACACGAAAUUGAGAAAGCAGUUGUUGUAAAGAGGUGUUUUGUGCCGGAAGCAGUUCCCGAACUGCGACCCUUACGCCACCUGGCGGAAGUGAGUAAACGCUGAAUAGUUUGAGCCACGACGCAGGACGGUGUGGGUCGGUGCGAGAGAACUGGGAAUCGCCAGCUCACCCACAUAUCACAACACAGUUCCACGGCGAGCUUCGACCUGUUAAGACAUCGUGCAGCGGAGAACGAGUCUGUAUGGAGAGGUGCAGGUGCGAGAGAGAGCCACGGCCGGGCACGGGGUGCGAGAAGAGGCUGCGGUUCACUACAACAAAUUAAGUGCUUCCUCAAGUGGUCUGACCCACAUGUAUGGCAUCCUUAAAAUGAAUUGCAUUUUUAUAUUGACGAAAAAUUUGGACACAGGUCUUAUUGGGUAAUGAGUGUACUUCAUGUAAAUUUUAAUUAAAGCUCAGCCAGAAUGGAAAAAUCAGAAGAGAAUCUAGAAAAGGUGACCAAGUUCUUGACUCCCUAUCUGCCGUUUGCUAAUGCACAUUUGGCUGAUUUCAUAAUAGAGAAACAAUGGGAUAGCUUUGUUUCAGUAGGUCUUGGGCAGGAAAUAUUAUCAACUACAUCAGUUUACCGAGAACAGUUGUUUCAAAAACUGUCAGAGAAAAACACAAAGAAAAGUGCAUUAAAAGAAAAAGUUGGCAAUCCCAUGAAACUGGACUCGAUAUAUUCAGGAAUUGGUCAAAAUGCAAAACUUUGUGGUAAAAAUGAAAACAUAGGACAAGAAGUACAAACAAGUUAUUCUACUGGGGCUAGUACCGGAUCUUCUGAUAAGUUACAUGGGUCGUUAGAGAACUUCAUCAUCAGUGCUCUUCAGCACAGCCUUGGUUAUCUGGGUGUUUUGGAAGAUAUAAACCAUAUUGUAGAAUCAGAGACCAGCAAUGCAGGGGAGGCAGGGGAUCAUUUCAUCCCAUUUGGAAUGUCAGAUAAGAAGAGCCAUGAGGUUCAAGUGAUGGCCAGGACUUGCAGUCAGCUGGCUCUAAGACAUGGAAUAUCCAAGUUUGUAGACAUUGGAAGUGGUAAAGGAUACCUCAGUGAAACCUUAUCCAUGGAGUAUAGUCUGUGUGGAAUUGGCAUUGACUCCUCAGAUAUCAACACAAAUGGCGCUCAGGACAGGAACAGAAAACUUGAAAAAUAUUGGAGCGGCAUGAAAAGAAAUGCAACUCAUCAAAAAGCAGGUAUUAAACUGACUAGAAGAGAGAAGAAGGAAUUACGAAUGGCAAAAUGGAAAGAGAACAACCGUGGACAACAACAAGAUGUAGAUUUAGGUACCAGUGGUCCUCCUGAUAGGAUGGGAGGGGAUACCUCACAUGACUCCUCGGGUCACAGAGGGCAGCAUGGUGGCUCUUAUGUACCCAUGACUAUGUUUGUGACUGAAUCUACAGAUUUAGAAAGGUUGAUCUCGUCCAGUUUAUCUGAUAACUCAAUCCACGAUUCAUCGGGAUGUUUAGAAAUGUCCCCAGCAAACUGUGCAAUAGAUCAUUCUGGUGAGAAAGAGGUGGCCUCUUUGAAUACAACUGAAUCUAUAGAGGCUGAAUCUGAACAAACUUUUAAGCAGGAAAAGAACGUAACUGACAGGUGUGACAUUGACAGUUGUGUUAUGUUGACGGGUCUCCACACCUGUGGUAAUCUGUCCCCUACAAUACUCAAACUGUUUGCUCAAAGCGACUCUGCCAGACUGCUGUGUGUUGUGGGGUGUUGCUAUCACUUGAUAGAUGAGGAGUUUUUCACUUGUCCCUAUGGAAACCAAAAAGAAGGUACUAAAGACAGUGGAUUCCCGAUGUCAGAAUAUCUGAGAAAAUGUACCUUUAGUCUUGGCAGAAAUGCCAGGAUGUUAGCAUCACAGUCACUUGAAAGACUUACAGAAUCAACCAAAGAAAGUAUAGAGGCAUCAGACCAGUCUAAGUUUUGGAGAGCCCUACUGCAAGUGAUUCUCCAAGACCUGUCCAAUGGCAAAGUGAGCAAGGAAUGGCAAGUGGGAAGAAUAGCAGCCAAGUGUUCCAGUUUUACACAAUAUGUUAGGAAAGCUCUUGCAAAGUUAGGAUUUGAUCAAGAAAAGAUAUCUGACCAGAUGAUCAAAGAAUAUGAAAACCAGCAUUCAUCAGAAAGGAGCAAACUUGAAGCAUUUUGUUUUCUGAGAACUCUGCUGGCACCUGUUAUUGAAAGUCUUAUCGUCUUGGAUAGACUUAGUUUUCUUUUGACAAGGCCUAACAUCAAAACAGUCCACUUAGUCCAGUUGUUUGACCGAGCCAUUUCUCCAAGGUGCUAUGCCAUUAUCGCAACAAAAGCUUAAGAAGCUUUUUAUCUUGAAAAGUAUUCUUUCCAGCAAUAGUUGAAACCACCAGUUUGUAAGGAACAUAGAUUGGAUAUACUGGAUUUUCAAGCACGCGAAAUUACUGAAUUAAGAACAUAAUGAACAAUGUAAAAAAAAGUCAUACAAAUUUCUUUCAUUCUUUAUUUAUUUAUCAAUAUUAUUAUUAUUAUUAUUAUUAUUAUUAUUAUUAUUUGAAGAUAAUAAUGUUCAGAACAUGGUUCAGACACUCAUCAAUGGACAGAAAGAGGUAUUGUAAGCAUAUAAGGUCUGUUUAGUGCAAUGUUUUACUGCUAUAGUCAGGUUGGGCCUUUGGAAAGGUCAUAAAAGUCAAGUAGCAACAGUAAGCAGAGAUGGAAGUCUUAAACCCAUGCAUAUUACAUACUGAUAUCCUUCUUUUCUCUUAUUUUCCUUGGUUACUUUCCUUUGGAAUAGAAUUGGGGGUGGGACAACCUUUUUGACCCAUGUUGUGUGUAGACCCUAAGCAGGGUAGUUCUGUUAAGUGUAAAACUGCCUUUCUUGGAUAGUUUUCAUAUUUAGAGCAUCACUAAUUUCCUUGAAUUUAGUAAAAGUUCUCAAAGUUGCACAUAACAGGUUACCUAUAGGCUGCCUGUUCACUACUGGAUGGGAAUGCCACACAGAGUCGUGAUUGUUUAGAUAUGUCCCUCUGACAGUUAUCAUGCUGCUGCACUUAUCCUCUUUCUUGUCUUUCUGGUGCUGCACAAAAUUCGUCACUGAAACACUUCUUAAAAGAGUCCUUUAAGUUGAUUUAGAAAAAUGAAGCACUAUAUGUCACUGUCUGGAUCAGUAUUUUGAGUCUCAUCCUCUUUUAUGAGACUUUUGCAUUCUGACUUGCUGUAUUGAACAUACAGUAAGUGGAAUUGUCUGGGUGAUACAAUCAAACAUUACUGAAAUCAGUGGAGAGGACAGGUGUUCCACUGAAAUGUGAAUUUGGCAAAUGGGAUUUUUAUUUCUAUCAGCAACCCAUGCUUAAUUUAGCACAAUAUUUCAUUCCCAAAAAUUUCCUGUUCCGUCCAUAUGAUAGCUGCCUCCAGAGUUGUAGGCCGACCUCUUACCAUAAGCUCCUCUGCUAGAUAUCUAUUCACUAAUGCACCUACAUAUGCCCUGACUACAAAAUACUCAAGUUUCUCCUUGUCUAGGGAAAGUGAAUGCGCUAUUUUCACUCCCCCUGAAUUGCCUAUUGAAUGUUGUUAGGGUUUCGAAUGCUGACUGCCUUAGAAUUUCUAAUUCAGAUCUUUAUCUCUCCUCUUCUUUUGCCAACAAAAGUAUUUUUGUAUAUACAAUCUAAUUACCACCCACUAUAAUAACCAGCUGGUUGGUUAUUCAGGUUCUUAGAGUUGCUUUUCACCAAUAAGUCAACUGAGACAGGCAGCUAUAGUUUUCUCUACAUGGUUUAUUUAACUGAAUGUUGCGGUUUCUUCGUCACAGCUGUCAUCAUCCAAUGUGCUUCUUUGCUCCACUUCCAUCUGAAUGCUGCUUAUCAUUGUUUCGAUAGUUUGUUUUAGUUGUCAUACAUUGUUGUCUCUUAUUUCAUUACUUCCCACAGAUUAUCGAGAGUAUUUGACAAUAAAAGUCCAUCUUUGUUUGUUGCCAGUGUUUUCAGAUGAUUGAUGAUUUCGCCCAGACAAUCUAACAGCCUGCUGUAGAUUUCUGGGUCUUCAUACUGGUACUCGUCUUCAUACAACAUCUUGACUAUAAACUGCCUUUUUGUCUCAGCUGCUUAAGGUGAAACCUGGGAGCUCGCCAUUUGUAAUAACCAACCGGUUGGUUAUUCAGGUUCAGUCAGCUGGCUCUCUCUCUAUGUAUCUACAUGUCUCUAUCUAUAUGUCCCUUCUGUGGCUCUGUCGCCUCUUUUAUACCUGAUCCUACUUUGCAUUCCAAACUAUCUUCUGUAAUUGGCAUGCAACCUGCCAUGCUUAAAUACAUUUGAAUAAAUUAAAACUAAACUGUAGAUAAAUUAAACAAAUAUGCAAAUUACAUACAUGCAAAUUUAAACUUAUCAGUAUUAGUUAUGGUUCAUUACACCACGUUGUCCCAUUCUUCUGCCACUAAUUCUAAAGGUAAUCUAGUAUUAUAUGACCACAACACCAAUGCUUCUCUCUCUUCAUUCCACGUUGCGGUUUCUUCAUCACAGCCAUCAUCAGCCACUGUGGUUCUCUGUCCCACAUCCGACUGUAUGCUGCUUAUUAUUCUUUCAAAUGGUUUGUUUUCAUUGUCCUAUAUCUAGGGAAUUUUUUUUCCUAUGUCCAACUGAUUUCUGAGAGAAUCUGACAGAAAAAGUUCAUUUUCUUUGCUUUAAAACAGUGUGGCACUAUCCUGCGACUUCAGGAGUUCACCGAUUCCAUACUGGUACUGAUUCACUACUUUAAAUUUUUUAGCAAAUCGUGUAGAUCUGCUAGUCCUGUGUUAGUAGUUACUUUAUCUUUGCAGGAAAUGGGGAGGGGGAAUGCCAUGUGUCCCUUAGAUAUUCCACAUUGUAAGCACAAGCAAAAUGGGCUUGGCAUUCCCCAUCAGUAGUUAAUAGAAGAGUGUGACUUCACUUGAAAUAUCCUGAAGCACUUGCUGUAAAGUGCAUUGCUAAUCCCUAAUGUUGUCUGCCUCUUGCAGAUUUGCUGUGCAGACUCCUCUGUGAUUACUAGAUUUAGGAGCUGGUUGUCAGUGUAGCAGAGCUUGUUACUAGCAUGCCAAUAUAGGUUGGUCAUGGGGAGGAAUAAAGAUCUUUGUGCACUUUUACCCAGGCCCAUAGCCCCAUAUAAAUUCAAUCUGACUAUUCAUUCUCAUCUAGUAGGUCUGCAAAGGAGUCUUCCUCUGCGUCAUAAUCAAAAACCAGCUGCUAUACCAAUUCAUCAAUAUCCUCCAAAAUGACAUCAUCAACUGUAGGCACUGGUAAUUCCUCCCCGAAGACUUCAUUCAAAACAGUUAUAAUUUCUACUGCUACAAGUGGGUGGAUUACACUCAAGUUUGUGAUUACAAAUUCAAAACUGUCAAUGUAUCUGGUAUUUGCAAUAACUUCAUUUAUUAGUCAACCUGAGAAGAAAUUGAUGCCCAAAACAUUUAAAUGGCUGCACUUGUCUUGUCAUUCACUCAGGAAAUCAGCCAUCAUCUUGUAAGUCUUCAUCCUAUUGUUCUCUUACUGCUGUUCAGGGUUCAGGCAGACUUUGCACACCAAAUGCCAAUCUGAGUUCUGCGGGGUAUAAUCUACUCAAAGGGGCUACUUUAUUGUGGUCUACAUACAAUGAGAUUCUUUAGAAAUAUAUAUAUGCUAAUGGUUUACAUAGGUGAUCUUUACACACAAAGGUAAAACACAGUAAGUCAGUACACAAUACAAUAGGGGUUCUUAGAAAAAUGACUAUUAAUGAUUUGCACAUGGAAUAGAGUAGUCAGACGGAGACAGAUGUCUGGAGCUCGCAAUGCUGAGGUGAGAUGGACAUGUAACAUCUCAGAGUUAUAAAUUUUCAUACUAGGAGUGCCACACUAUGUUAUUGUCUUAUUGAGUUAUGAUAUGGCUCCCUCUGCCAGAAAGUUUCGUGCCUGAAACUAUUUUAAAACAGUAUAACAGAGAUAAACAAUCUUCUACAGAACAAAUCUUGAGUUGACCCAUUACCUUUAUAUAUCUAUAUAUUAUUAUGUAUUCAAGAAAAGGGAAAAAAAAUCUAAUUAUUUCUCAGAACCAUUAUAUAACACAUUUACAAGUGUAUUCCAUCAUAAGUCAAUGGCAAAUAACAAAUUACAGGUUAAGUCAAAUUUACGAUUUUACAUUUAAAAUGGAAUAAGGAAAAAUAUAUAUGUUCUAACUACUACACAUACUAUAACUACAAAAUAGCAAACUCUGGAACAGAGACAGUCACUAGGAGACAUCAGUAUGGUUGGUGGAAUUUAUCAAAUAUUGAUCGAUGCUGAUUGAUCUCUACUAGUAUAAGGGCUUCACAUUGUGCAUGAUACAAGCUUAGUUCAUUAUGGGUAUGUAAUAGGUUCUCUUGUGGUGUAAUGCAACAAGAUGUACAUCAAAGGGGAUUUUUGCCAUCCUCUUUAAUUUCAAGUAGCUCAGGAGACCAACUUUGACUUCAGUUGGUAGUUUAUAUUCAAACUUUGAAAUGGCAUUCAUCAGUGUAAUAUUGCCCCAAGCUAUUGUUACUGUAGGCAAUGCAGAUAAUUGAAUGUGGUCAAUAAUAUAUGACGGUUGACCAGAUACCUUUAAAUCAUGGGGACAGGUGUGUAAGGCCAAAAUAGGAAUGGUUACACAUUGUCUCCCAGUCGUUAUUUCCAAUGACACUACGUUUUCCUCUCGAUUUGAGCAGAGAUAAAUUGCUAUAAAAAGGGAAACUAACACCCAAGAUUGCGAUGAUUACUGAGGCAGUAGGAAUAUAUUCCACACUGAUGAGGUCACUGAUGGAAAAGGGUAUAGAAGUUGUAGAGGGUGUGGUGGGAUAUUCAUAGAUGAAGCUGGGUGUGGCAUGUGCCUUAUUAACUGAAAAAAUUGAGGCUGAUAAGAUCUUUAAACUGUACGCUAAUAUUAACAAUGAAGCUACGGCAACCCCGAUUGCUGUAUAUGUGAGUAUAUUGUCAAAACUUGGAGCCUGUACAGGUAGUUGUAACUCU
Molecule: messenger RNA, 7130 nt
Organism: Lingula anatina
Lineage: Eukaryota; Metazoa; Brachiopoda; Lingulata; Lingulida; Lingulidae
Product: putative methyltransferase-like protein 25
Source: RefSeq, a predicted model, not a curated record